ACGUCCGAGCACAGUCUCUUUCUGUCGUGGCACCUGGAGGUGAGUGGUCGUUUGUAGUUCGCGCACCGGUCGACUAUCCGACGAAUCUCACCCGAGGAUAUUACAUCGGACGACAGAGUACUAGAACUUUCUUAAAACUACAAAAAUGGGUAAGGAGAAGAUUCAUAUUAACAUCGUCGUCAUUGGACAUGUCGACUCUGGCAAGUCGACCACCACUGGUCAUUUGAUCUACAAAUGUGGUGGUAUCGACAAACGUACCAUUGAGAAGUUUGAGAAAGAAGCCCAGGAGAUGGGCAAAGGUUCCUUUAAAUAUGCCUGGGUACUCGACAAACUUAAGGCUGAACGUGAGCGUGGUAUCACCAUUGAUAUCGCCUUAUGGAAAUUCGAAACAUCGAAAUACUACGUAACGAUUAUCGACGCCCCUGGACAUAGAGAUUUUAUCAAGAACAUGAUCACUGGUACCUCACAAGCUGACUGUGCCGUGCUGAUCGUUGCCGCUGGUACCGGUGAAUUCGAGGCUGGAAUUUCGAAAAACGGACAGACCCGUGAACACGCUCUUCUCGCCUUCACUCUCGGCGUCAAGCAAUUGAUUGUCGGAGUUAACAAAAUGGAUUCCACCGAGCCCCCGUAUUCCGAGACUCGGUUCGAGGAAAUUAAGAAGGAAGUCUCGUCCUACAUCAAGAAGAUUGGUUACAACCCGGCCGCCGUUGCGUUCGUGCCGAUCUCCGGCUGGCAUGGAGACAAUAUGCUGGAGGUCUCCUCCAAGAUGCCCUGGUUCAAGGGAUGGACCGUGGAGCGUAAAGAGGGCAAGGCUGAGGGCAAAUGUCUCAUUGAAGCUUUGGAUGCCAUCCUGCCACCCACUAGGCCGACUGAUAAGGCUCUCCGUCUUCCCCUUCAGGAUGUGUACAAGAUUGGUGGUAUUGGAACAGUACCUGUCGGCCGUGUUGAGACUGGUGUGUUGAAACCUGGUAUGGUCGUUACCUUUGCACCCGUUGGAUUGACCACUGAAGUUAAGUCCGUCGAAAUGCACCACGAAGCUCUUCAGGAGGCCGUGCCCGGUGACAACGUUGGUUUCAACGUCAAGAACGUAUCUGUUAAAGAAUUGCGUCGUGGAUACGUCGCUGGAGACUCCAAGAGCAACCCGCCCAAGGGUGCUGCUGACUUCACCGCACAGGUCAUCGUGCUCAAUCACCCCGGUCAAAUUAGCAACGGAUACACGCCCGUAUUGGAUUGCCAUACUGCCCAUAUCGCUUGCAAAUUCGCCGAAAUCAAGGAAAAAUGCGACCGCCGUACUGGCAAGACUACUGAGGAGAACCCGAAGGCCAUUAAGUCUGGUGACGCCGCCAUUGUCAUGCUGGUGCCCAGCAAGCCCAUGUGCGUCGAGGCUUUCCAGGAGUUCCCGCCCCUGGGACGUUUUGCCGUGCGUGACAUGCGUCAGACGGUAGCCGUCGGCGUCAUCAAGGCCGUCACCUUUAAGGAUCAAACAGGCAAAGUCACCAAGGCCGCUGAGAAAGCCCAGAAGAAGAAAUAACUAUUGUAAUAGUUUCCGUGCAUACACCGAUAGUUUCCGUGCGAAUAUGGCGCCGGGCGGACGACGGCGUACACCAGCCGACGUAGCUCACCCUCCUUUGUACGACUCGCGGGAGACGAAAUUGACAGCAUCGUCUAUAGCGGAAGAGUUCUCUGGAUUGAGGGCUUUAUCGCAAACCACGAUCGGAAAUGAGAGAGCGACGAUUCAAUCGCGAAGAUUGGUAUCUCGUGCAUACAAGGUCGCGCGAUUACCGCGCCUCCUCAGCGCACGGACAUUUCGCUUGUCGAAAUGGCUCCGUCAUUUUUUUCACCGUAAAGAGUUUCGCAGGAAAGAGACACAUUUAAUGUACCGUUGGCCGAUGUGUGUAUUUUCGUCUCGCGGGAGUCGCAAGGGAAAGGAGCGAACUUCGCGCGAGCUAUCGUAUAAACAAUAUACAACAACACCUACCAACUUACUUCAUAACGAACAUCAACAUAAUUUAGCGCGGCUUAAUUAUAUUUUCUAAUUACUUAUACGGAAAUAAAAUUCUGUAUAUAUCCGAUACUCGAAAAGAAACAUUUCAUUAUUAUUCUUCAACAUUACUUUAUUGAUAACUCGUCAAAUUUAUCAUCCCUUUUUUUUUUUAGAAAUACCUUUCAUUUAUUGCUCUCACAUCUACGGUAACUAUAGAUUUGAUCACGAAAAAGAAUAAUAUAUAUCACGGCAUGUCCGUAUCUCAUUUUGUCUUGGUAGCUUUUUUAUAUUAAUCGUUCAAGACUAUUAAUUCAAGAAGCUUAGAGUAGAAAGGGCAACGGUAGUAGGCCUUAACAAUGAUAGAUUUCGUUGGGCUAUGGGACCUGUUGUUUCCUAUAAUUAUCUUUCCAUUCAAUUAUAGGUAAGACAAGAUAAUUAAAAUGUCCUGAAGGAGAAAAAAAGAAACUUUUCUACAAGAUAUUCCUUUUAUCUAACUAACGUCGAGCAGGAAGUUGCAUGCGCAAAAAAAACUUGCAAUGACUCUGUAUCUCAUCUUAUUGCGAUUCUUUUACAAACGACAUUGGUUAACGGUUUUCUGUACAUACAUAUAUAAAUACCAGCGAUGACGAGUAAGAGCGAAAAAUAAAGAAGCUGCGGAAACGA
Molecule: messenger RNA, 2647 nt
Organism: Monomorium pharaonis (pharaoh ant)
Lineage: Eukaryota; Metazoa; Arthropoda; Insecta; Hymenoptera; Formicidae
Gene: EF1a-F2
Product: elongation factor 1-alpha
Exons: 5
Coding region: 146-1531 (461 amino acids)
Biological process (GO): translational elongation; translation
Molecular function (GO): GTPase activity; GTP binding; translation elongation factor activity
Source: RefSeq, a predicted model, not a curated record